AUGAAUGUCCUGAUGUUGCUGCUGCUCCUCGAUAUAAUAGGUAAUGGUUUAAUAAAUGAAGCGGAAUUCCUGCAAUGGGUGGGUCGCAUACAGGCCCUGCGCGACGAACAACACCAGCAGCAACAACAGCAAGAGGAAAAUGCCAGCAAACCCGAUGAAUUGGAUGAUGUCACCCAGGAUUUAAUUGCAGCAUUUAGAGUAUUUGAUCGAGAUGGCAAUGGUUUUAUUACCCGUGAUGAAUUACAAACCGCCAUGGAAAUGAUUGGUGAACCCCUGACAGAAACACAGUUGACACAGCUAUUGGCCAUAGCGGAUCUAGAUCAGGAUGGGCGAAUCGAUUAUGAAGAAUUUACAAAAUUAUUACUCUAAAGUGUGU
This is a messenger RNA of Musca vetustissima, 376 nucleotides long. Its product is annotated as calcium-binding protein E63-1-like. Lineage: Eukaryota; Metazoa; Arthropoda; Insecta; Diptera; Muscidae. The record is from RefSeq and is a predicted model, not a curated record. Bases 1 to 369 code for a protein of 122 amino acids. Gene Ontology annotation, molecular function: enzyme regulator activity; calcium ion binding. The transcript is spliced from 3 exons.